AGCCAAGAAAAGGGAAAAAGAAAGCAUGAGGUGGAACACGCUGUCUGCAUAUCGGUUGAAUGCUAGCUGUUUGCAUGUAAGGAGGCCUGCCUCUCAAUUUCUUGAGGUCUGUCCAGAAGAACGGAAUAUAUGCUUAGAUUUCAGUGGAUCUCUCCGGGAACAAACAAUCCGUGGUGGGGUUUGCAUCCCAUCCCAUGCAAAGUACCUUUGCAAAGAAACGGCUAAAAUCAGGUGCCCCACUAACGUCAAUGGCUUCCAACCUCGAGGCCCAUUGAAGUUCGGCUCGUUCUCACCUAUUGGACAACCUACAAUUAACAAUAUCGAUGGGUGCUCUCUCAAGAAAAUCCCAAUGAGGGUGCUAUCAGGUCCUGCGUAUAGGAAACGCAACAAAACUCAACCCUGGACGGUGGAUAGAACCAACCAAAUCAUCAUUCGGCUUUCUCUUGGUAUUGUAAAUUUUUACCCUUUCUUUUCCCUCCUACAUAACAAAGAGGCACAUGCUUAUUAGCUUUUAGUUACUUGGAAAAUACUGCUCAUCAUUCCUUCUUGGGCCACUGCUAUUUUGUUUUGUAUUCAAAGAACACUUUCAUCAUAGCAUCAUAGUUCAUAUUUACUUGGAUAUAAUCUAAAGUCACACCUCCCUCCCCCUGGGAAUAUGACUUACAGUGGGUAGUGGCUAAUUCUUUCAUCAUUUUAAAAGCUCUUUCUUUGUGCACGUACAAAAAGGCAAGUAAGUUUCCUCUUUUGGAAGCAACA
Molecule: messenger RNA, 756 nt
Organism: Theobroma cacao (cacao)
Lineage: Eukaryota; Viridiplantae; Streptophyta; Magnoliopsida; Malvales; Malvaceae
Source: RefSeq, a predicted model, not a curated record